Staurois parvus is the source of this 414-nucleotide messenger RNA. Lineage: Eukaryota; Metazoa; Chordata; Amphibia; Anura; Ranidae. The record is from the annotation of a GenBank genome assembly.
GUCACCAGGGCAUCAGGUCAUUUGGCUCGACAGCGGGCACGCGCGUCACUGGCAAGGCAGUGGGACUCGAGUCAACAGGCACGACAGUGGGGCACCAGGUCAUCAGGGUACUGGAUUGUCUGGCGCGACAGCGUGGCAUCGGAGUCACCAGGUAUGUCAGCGGGCACUGGGGUCACCUGGCAUCAGGUCUUUUUGGCUUUGGCCAGCGGGCACCGCGUCAUCUGGCAAGGCAGUGGGCACCGGGGUCACCAGGCAUUGGAUCGUCUGGCUCGACAGCGGCGCAUCGGGUCACAGGUAUGGACAGCGGGCACUGGGUCACCAGGCAUCAGGUCAUUCGGUCCUCGCCAGCGGGCACCGCGUCAUCUGGCAAGGGCAGUGGGCACCGAAGUCACCAGGUUUACGACAGCGGGCUCU